AGUCCAUAAGGUGAAAGGUCUAUUCAUAUACCUCGUCUGUGGUGAUACAUUCUUCCAUUAGAUGCUUGGUCUAUUCUAUACCUCAUCUGUGAUCGCACGUAGUAACAACCUAAAGCUGUCGGAACAUAUUUUGGCGUUAUUCAAAUGUGGUUAUAGCAAGAAUAAUACGCUUUGUGAUGUGUUUAUGAAAUUAGUGAUAACAAUAAUAAUAGCAUACAGUAUUAUUACAAAAGUAAAGACGCCUGUUAAUACUAACAUGUCUUCCCUCCAAAAGUCGAUUUUAAAAUCGAAACUACCACCGUCAGGCGUCAAUUUUGGAAUCGGCGCUAGGGUUAGUAAGUCAAAGGGAUUUCAACGUAAGAGAGAUUAUGAACCAGUUGAAUGGACUCCAUAUUUUGAUCAUUCAGAGGAUAUAAAAGUAGGAAAUGACACAUUUCAUAUUUAUACCAAAGGGAUGGAGGGGCCGACGUUAGUAUUGUUACACGGAGGUGGUUACAGUGCUUUAACAUGGGCAGAAUUGACUAAAUCACUUAUGACCAUGAUAGUCUGCAAAGUUAUGGCAAUUGAUCUUAGAGGCCAUGGUGAUACGUGUACUACAAACGAAGAAGACUUGUCUGCAAAUACUUUAGCAGAAGACGUUGCAGCGGUCAUAAAAAUAGCAGCAGCAGGAGACAGUUCUGUAAUUCUAGUGGGCCAUAGUAUGGGUGGUGCGGUAGCAGUUAGAGCAGCGCCGUUAAUCCCAAAUUUGAGCGGAUUAGGAGUUAUUGAUGUUGUCGAAGGAACAGCGAUGGAUGCAUUAGCGUCUAUGCAAAGCUUUUUAAGAUCUCGGCCAUCCAGUUUUAGUUCUAUUUCACAAGCUGUGGAAUGGUGUGUACGAAGUGGCCAAAUCCGUAAUGUACAAUCAGCUAGGGUGUCAGUUCCUGGACAAAUAAAGAACAACGAAACCAAUGAACUAGCUACACAUGAUAUCGAUCCGUCAUCUAUAUCAUCAUGCGAGUAUAGUACAGAAACUGCGAUGCCACGAGAAGAUAUUAUACAAGAGGAGGAACCUGUAAAUAUGCCACCACCACCUCCACCUGCUACUUCCUUAGCUGCUAAAAAAUAUGUUUGGAGGAUAGACUUAUCCAAAACUGAGCAGCAUUGGUUUGGGUGGUUCAAAGGAUUGUCUACAGCAUUCUUAAAUGUACCAGUUCCUAAGGUACUUCUGUUGGCUGGAGUCGAUAGAUUAGAUCGAGAACUCACAGUUGGUCAGAUGCAAGGCAAAUUUCAAAUGCAAGUAUUACCCGCAUGUGGGCACGCAGUACACGAAGAUGUUCCAGACAAAGUAGCAGAAGCUAUUGCUACAUUUAUGGUCAGACAUAAAUUUGCGGAACCAGCAUCCGAUUUUACCCGAACAUUUCCCGCUUGUUAGGGCCGCAUAAAAUUGUACAAUGUUAUAUUUGUAAUACGAUUAUGAGAAAUUCGAUAAAUUAGGUAAAAUGAGCAUUUUAUUUAUUUAAUAAAAGG
Molecule: messenger RNA, 1506 nt
Organism: Colletes gigas
Lineage: Eukaryota; Metazoa; Arthropoda; Insecta; Hymenoptera; Colletidae
Product: protein phosphatase methylesterase 1
Exons: 8
Coding region: 62-1411 (449 amino acids)
Biological process (GO): protein demethylation
Molecular function (GO): protein methylesterase activity
Source: RefSeq, a predicted model, not a curated record